Musa acuminata AAA Group (dessert banana) is the source of this 1989-nucleotide messenger RNA. Its product is annotated as probable galacturonosyltransferase 14. The transcript has 5 exons. The coding region runs from base 292 to 696 and encodes 134 amino acids. The record is from RefSeq and is a predicted model, not a curated record. NCBI's taxonomy places the organism in Eukaryota, Viridiplantae, Streptophyta, Magnoliopsida, Zingiberales, Musaceae.
CAGAGAACUUGUUACGAGAAUUCUUUAUAUAAAUUUUGAGUCAAAAUCAAUAAAAUUUAAAUGCUCGAUCAGCAAAAAGUAAAAAAAAACCUUAAUUUUUUUUCUCAUUUUGUUUUUCAUUGUGCACGUUUUUUUUUAAUAAAUCAGAAUUUAGUUUACUGCCCGCUGGAACCAACAUGUUGAGACUAACAGCGUAAAGAUCGAGUGGAAGAGGGGAAUGAGGUGUUGCGUCCCGGCACAAGAGUGGCUGGUGACCAAUCUCGAGGGGGAUUCGCUGCGUGAGACGGAGUUAUGAUGUUGAAGGGAUCGAGUCGUUGGUUGCGUUACCGCUUGGUUGUGCCCGUCAUCCUCGUCAUGGCCCUGCUUCUCCCCUUCGUCUUCAUCAGGGCCGCCUCCAUUUGUUGCUUAGGGUGGAGGAUUGGGCCUCGGUUGUUACUUGAUUCAUCUCAGGAUUUCAUGAAGGAACUAAGGAGAGUAUACUUGGAGGGGACGGACGAAGGGGGACAUAAUUUAGAUCAAAGGUUGGUGAAUGCUGCACCGGAUUCGUUGGAUGAUCUGAUAUCAGAAAUGAGUUCUCCCUCUUUCUAUCAACACCUUGACCUCAGAACAUUCUUGUUGAAGACCAAGGCCAUGCUACUGAAGAUGGAUCAAGAAAUCCAGUCUGCUAGGCUUGAAGCAUGCAUUGCCUCAGCUUGAGGUUGGCAGAGCAGUACCUAGUGAAUGCUGCCGCUUGAUCUUUUCUCCCACCACCUGAACAUGCCUCGCGCUUGACAAAUAACUCUUACCUUCAUGUUGCCCUUGUUACUGACAACAUACUUGCUGCUGCUGUCGUGGUGUCAUCCAUGCUGAUAAGUUGUGAUGAUGCCGAGAAUAUAGUGUUCCACAUUAUCACUGAUAAGAAAACCUACACCUUGAUGCAUACCUGGUUUGCUCUCCACUCUGUCUUUCCUGCCAUUUUGGAGGUAAGGGGACUUCACCAAUUCAACUCCCCUCCUGAUGAGGAUGUGGUGAUCAUGGACACAGUAGAGGAGCUUCAUCAGAGCUCAUACACUUAUCGCUACUACAGGGGAGUAGCUGAAGAAUACAGAAGACUUUCAGCUUUAAAACCAAGCACGUUUUCACUCGUGAAUUAUCUGAGGAUACAUCUUCCAGAGCUGUUUCCAAAGUUGGAAAGGGUAAUCUUUCUGGAUGACGAUGUGGUGGUGCAGAGAGACUUGACAUCACUGUGGCAUUUAGAUCUCCAUGGACUUGUCAUGGGUGCUGUUAGUUCACAAGAGUGCAAUCAUGGCCUUUGUAUUGGGAAGACAUUCAAUGACUACAUGAAUGUCUCAAAUCCAUUGAUAUCGUCAUCAUCAUUGGACUUGCAGAGAACUCAGUGUGCAUGGUUGGAGGGCAUGAACAUUUUCGAUCUGCGAGCAUGGAGAAAGAACAACAUCACCAGGACCUACCAGCGCUGGCUUAAGUUGGCAUGUUCUUCCAGAUCAACAAUUCAGUGUUCUUUGCAUUCACAAGGUGCUAAGCUGUAAACAAUAUUAACCGAAAGCUUAAAUUUUGUAUGCAGAAUCGUGAGUCUGGAUUCACUUUGUGGCCCAUGGGAUCGCUGCCGCCAGCAUUACUAGCAUUCCGUGGACAAGUUCUGCCAAUUGAUCUUUCGUGGCUUUUGUCAGGAUUAGGUUGGCAAAUGCCCGAUCAUUAACUGCUGGAAUCUGCUGCAGUCAUUCACUUCAGCAGACCAGGGAAGCCAUGGCUUGAGACCGGGCAUCCAGAACUACGAAAAAUUUGGCAAAGCCACUUAAAUCAAUCUUAUGAGUUGAUAAACAGCUGUAUGGUUGUGGAGUGAUGACAUGUUGAGAGGCUGGUGAAGGUCUUGCCCUCCUCUCCGGCAAUCAGAGGCAAAAUGUUUGAGUAGAGAGAAGUUGGUGUCGCCUUCAGUCUCUGCUCCAGCUAUCUCUGGUUGUUACUUUCUUCUUAGAAUUGAGCAACUUUGUG